Funneliformis caledonium is the source of this 124-nucleotide messenger RNA. Lineage: Eukaryota; Fungi; Glomeromycota; Glomeromycetes; Glomerales; Glomeraceae. The record is from the annotation of a GenBank genome assembly.
AAUGAAUCGUAAAGUUUUGAAUGUCGAAAUCAAGAGCAUCACAAUCAUUGAGGCGCAACUAUUUUUACAAAAUGAGCAAUUGGUGCAACAACAAAUAUUACGCCCGAAAAUUGGAGUCAAAUGA